This is a messenger RNA of Tupaia belangeri chinensis (Chinese tree shrew), 3579 nucleotides long. RefSeq names its product macrophage scavenger receptor 1 (gene MSR1). The record is from RefSeq and is a predicted model, not a curated record. Bases 51 to 1112 code for a protein of 353 amino acids. Gene Ontology annotation, molecular function: serine-type endopeptidase activity; scavenger receptor activity. NCBI's taxonomy places the organism in Eukaryota, Metazoa, Chordata, Mammalia, Scandentia, Tupaiidae. Gene Ontology annotation, cellular component: plasma membrane. The transcript has 9 exons. Gene Ontology annotation, biological process: zymogen activation; receptor-mediated endocytosis.
CAUAGAAAGAUGCAUCAAUAGUUUCCAUAUAAAUCUGUUUUCAAAUAAAAAUGUAUGGGGGUAUGGAGCAGUGGGACAGUCCCGAUCCCCAGGAGGACACUGACAGCUACUUGGAAUCUGUGAGGUUCGAUGCUCGCUCAAUGACAACUUUGCUUCCUCUGAAUCCUAAAAAUGGCCCUGACCUUCAAGAGAAGCUGAAGUCCUUCAAGACCGCACUGAUUGUCCUCUACCUCCUGGUGUUCGCAGUGCUCAUCCCUGUCGUUGGAAUAGUGGCAGCUCAACUCCUGAAGUGGGAAACGAAGAAUUGCAUGGUUGACUCAAUGACUGUGAGUGGUAGAUGUCAAAGCCUCCCAGGAAAAGGAAACAGCAGUGGAAUGAGAUUUCAAGAUGCUAUGGAACACGUGAGCAACAUGGAGGAGAGAAUCCAACAGAUUUCAGAUAUGCAAGCCAAUCUCAUAGAUUCUGAGUGUUUUCAGAACUUCAGUGUGACCACCGAUCAAAGAUUCAGUAACGUUCUUCUCCAACUAAGCACCUUGGCUUCCUCAACCCAGGGACAUGAAAAUGCAGUAGAAGAGCUCUCCAGGUCCUUAGUCAGCUUGAACACCACGUUGCUUGAUUUGCAGCUCAAUAUACAGACAAUGAGUAGUAAACUUCAACAGGAUACAUUUAAGCAACGAGAGGCAAUCGGUAAAUUAGAGGCACGUGUCCACAAUGCUUCAGCAGAAAUUGCGUCUCUGAAAGAAGAACAAGUGCGUUUGGAACAGGAAAUAAAGGGAGAAGUGAAAGUACUGAAUAACAUCACCAAUGAUCUCAGGCUGAAGGACUGGGAACAUUCAGAGACGUUGAGAAAUAUCACUUUGGUUCAAGGUCCUCCUGGACCCCCAGGUGAAAAAGGAGAUAGAGGUCCCACUGGAGAAGUUGGUCCACCGGGCGUUCCAGGUCUAAUAGGUUCUCCAGGACUUAAAGGUGAUCGGGGCGCAAUUGGUUUUCCUGGAAGUCGAGGAGUCCCAGGAGCAGCAGGGAAGAUGGGAAGGCCAGGAUAUCCUGGACCAAAAGGCCAGAAGGGGGAGAAAGGGAGUGGAAGCACACCAAGACCAGUAGAAACUCCCUGAUCGUAUUAGGGCAGGGCCCUGUUAAGAUCAGAGGGGUUGGGCGGGACAGUCUCUGCUACCACCUCAUUAAAAGGCCCUCCUCCUGUGGACAAGUCGCCAGCAGCUACUUCCAAGAUCCCUGUGGCUCCUACAAACAACCUUGGUUCCCCGUCAUGCCUGGCUUCACAUGGCUUCCUCUCCCUGCUGGGUGCUGUUGGGCUCAUGUUUACAUCUUCCCUACUCCAGGGAUGACCCCACUACCACUCCCACACCCAGCAGCUGGGCCUGGACACCUCUGAACUGACUGGUGGGCUACUCCAACCAGUCCUUGACAUCGGGCCGCAAGCCCUCUGCUGUCUGCAUGCUUAGGUUUUUGGAGUAAUCUCAUAGAUUCUGAUCAUAUAUGAGGUUUUUUUAACAUUCAGAAUAUAAUUCCCAGGCAGAGGUAAGGACGGCAAAGAAGAAAAUAAUUUGCUUAUUCAUUGGUUCACUUAUUCAGCACAUGUGUAUUCUCUAUCUUCUUGAUCUGGACACUUAGAUGUAAAGCAGAGCUGAUUCUUCCUUAGAGACAGAGACAAAUAGACAAAUACCAGCGCUAUACUGAAGAACAGGACUAUAUAGCUAGUCAGAGGAGAUGAAGAUUUUUAAAAAUUUCUUUAGAUAUUUAAAACUUCCUUUUGAUUUUUUUUAGUUUAGCUUUCUGUCUUCCGAUUCUCCAAAUCACAUCUUUUCUUGUUUUAUUUUUUGUUUGCUUUUGUUUGGUUUGGUAUGGUUUGCUUUGUUUGGUUUUGUUUUAAAGUGAGGUCAAGUCGAGCUUGAACAAUUUAUUCAGCAUAUUUGAACAAGCAAUAAAAAUUCGUUUACUUAAGUUACCCGGCCAUUUCCAAUGAAAACAUUUUGAUCAUGAAAAAAUAAUUUAAAAAUAAUGCUGAUAAUUUUUUUCCAAAAGUCUAUCUUCAUGUUAUGCUUUGAAUAUACAAUGCAGAUCUUGGAGAAGCAUUUAAAUAGAUCAUUUGUGUAGGUAAAAAAAGGAAAGAAAAUGAGAAUAGAGAAAGGUAAGAAAGGACGGAUUUUAAAAGAAGGAAUCAAAAAACCCUAGGUUUCCAUGUUACCUUGAAUGUCUCUGAAGACUGAAGGGACACACUCUUACAAUUCUCAUUUCUCAUUUCUUUCAAGUUCUAAGACAUUGCCUUGGGUUCCCCCCGUUAGGUCAUAGCAGAAUGGCGCAUAGUGUGUCUAUGUGGGUCUCACCAUUACCGUUUCUUCUGUAGAGUGGACGUGUUUACACCUACCUCACAGGGUUGUUGUGAGGGUCAAAUACGAUUGUGCAGGUGAAAAUGCUCUGUAAAGUCCCAAAGUGCUUUGAAGACUUAGGAGUAUGGCAAACAGUGGUCUCUCCGAACAGUAACUGCUGUUUCUUGCUGCCACAAUGCAGACGUGUUUGUAAAUUUACUUAUUUCAUGAGAGAGAGAGAGAGGAAGAAAGACAGGGACCCUGGAUAGAGUCCUGUUGCACCAUGAUCCUCUCCGUAAGCCUUCCAGCCAUCCAGGAUCGUGGGUGCACCCGGCAAGCUUAUAUCGACUUGAGAUCUGAACCCCGGAUCUUCCCAUAUGUCUCCCAUGUUGCCCACUGGUGCCCUACAGCCCAUGCCCCCAAUGCAGACACUUUAAAUCUGUAAUCAGUAUAGAAGUGAAAGAAAAAUGAAAAUGCAAGAAGCUAAAUAAAUGUGGUGGGCAGGAAAAGAGAUGCUCAAGGAUAAGACUAGAGUUUGUGGCAGGCAGAGCAAGCCUGACCAGCUUGCAGCUCCGGGAGUUGGUCUGAGCUGUGUAGACAAACACUAGUUAUAAAGAGUAGGACUAUACGGAGCACACACUAGAAGCCAGACAUUGUCAGCAGAGGUUGCAACCAAGGGUUGGGUUUGUCAAACAAGAGUCCAGAUUCUGAAAGACAAAGUGUGAGCCCAAGAUGCUGUUGAUGAGAAAAUUCCAAGAGGGGUUGAAACAAAUUGAGUAACAACGGUACUCUGGGUUUGUGGUCCUGUGACUCCAAAGCCUCCAAGGAAAAGAGAGAGGAGGGGAGACCAUCCAGAGAUCCACAUGGUUCUCACCAUGAGCAAACUAGCAACACCAAGCAUCCAGCGAUAAGUUGGAGCUCUGUCCAUGGUUUAAUUUGAUGGGUUUCCUAUCCCACUCCUCCCUGGAGGACAGGGAGAGCAUGGGAACUCUUCUUGUGCCAACGAACCUUGGCCCACACUGGCCCCAAAAUGACCUUGAUCUCAGGGAUCCUGGGAGACGAUUCCAGGGGAUUCGGUUCUCGAGUCAGCUGACGUCCUUGCUUGAACACAGAUUGUAAAAUACUAACCCAAGCUUUCCAAACUAGGGGAGAAAGCCUUCUUGUCUCUUGAGACAAAGGUAGAUACCAAAUGUCCAGUUCACGUGAACAAAUUGUAUCACUUUUAAUAAUGCAUAAUAAAGAGAAAAGAAGUCCA